Saccostrea echinata is the source of this 2231-nucleotide messenger RNA. Its product is annotated as COP9 signalosome complex subunit 4-like. Gene Ontology annotation, cellular component: COP9 signalosome; cytosol. The transcript has 11 exons. The record is from RefSeq and is a predicted model, not a curated record. Bases 2 to 1234 code for a protein of 410 amino acids. NCBI's taxonomy places the organism in Eukaryota, Metazoa, Mollusca, Bivalvia, Ostreida, Ostreidae.
AAUGGCCGGAAAUGUUCGACAACAGCUUUCGCAACUUGCUAGUUUAUCACAUUCUGGUGGAUCACACAGAGAUGUUACGGAAAAGUACAAGGGGAUAUUGGAAACCAUUUUAAAGAUUGGAGGCAGUGAAAUGGUGCCAAGCUUGCAAGCUUUUGUGGAAGCAUUGGUGAAUGAGAAUGUGAGUUUGGUGAUAUCUCGUCAACUGUUGUCUGAUUUCUGUGCCCAUCUGCCCAAUCUAGACGACUCGGUGGCUAAACAAGUUGCCCAUUUUACUCUAGAAAAAGUUCACACAAGAGUCAUUUCUUUUGAGGAACAGGUAGCUGCAAUCAGACAACAUUUAGCAGACAUUUAUGAGAGACAGUCCAUGUGGCGAGAGGCUGCCAAUGUCUUAGUGGGAAUUCCUCUGGAGACGGGCCAGAAACAGUAUCCAACAGACUACAAACUGGAGACCUAUCUAAAGAUAGCUCGCCUGUAUUUGGAGGAAGAUCCAGUGCAGGCAGAAGCUUACAUCAAUAGAGCAUCUCUAUUACAAGCCGACUCUAAAAAUGAGGAACUUCAGAUUCACUACAAGGCAUGCUAUGCACGGGUUCUAGACUACAGAAGAAAAUUUAUUGAGGCUGCACAAAGAUACAAUGAACUUUCCUACAAAACUAUAGUAGCAGAAGAAGAAAGAAUGCAGGCCCUGAAAAAUGCCCUCAUUUGUACUGUUCUUGCCUCAGCAGGUCAACAGAGAUCCAGAAUGCUGGCAACACUAUUCAAAGAUGAACGCUGUACUCAGUUACCUGCAUACAACAUUUUGGAGAAAAUGUAUUUAGAUAGAAUUAUUCGUAGCAGUGACUUACAGGAGUUUGCAGCACUGCUUCGACCUCACCAGAAAGCAGUUACAGCUGAUGGCUCGAGCAUACUGGAUAGGGCAGUGAUAGAACAUAAUCUGCUGUCAGCAAGUAAGCUCUACAACAACAUUUCCUUCGCAGAACUUGGAUCCCUAUUAGAAAUUCCACCUUCAAAGGCGGAGAAGAUAGCGUCUCAAAUGAUCACAGAAGGACGUAUGCAUGGCUGUAUAGAUCAAAUUGAUUCUAUUGUGCAUUUUGAAGCAAGAGAAGCUUUACCCACAUGGGACAAACAAAUUCAGAGUCUGUGUUUUCAAGUCAAUCAGAUAAUUGAGAAGGUUUCUCAGUCAGCACCGGAUUGGAUGAUGAAAACCACGGAAACUCAGAUGGCUGAGGGUCAUUGAAGACUGUGUGAACACCAUGAAUGGAAAACAGAACAUAUUGCUUGAACAGAAUGUGGUGAACAGGCACCAUUAGAGAGAAUUAGUGAAUACAGUACUGUGUAAGAACAACUCGGAGAAGAAUGGAAAUUUACAUCAAAAAUGUCUUAACAUGAAAAAUGUUACUAGGAUAGUUGUUCAUUCUGCUGUAAAAUAUUGCAAGUACUAAAGACAAAAAUUAUAUUUGUAAUUUACAUACAUUCAUCAAUUUUAUAAAAUGCCCUGGUGAACAUGCAAGAAAUAUUAUUAAAAUGAAUAUAUUUGAGUUCCUUAAGGGUCAGAAUUUCAUAGUAUUGACGUGGGUAUUCUCUGCUGUUGGAAACUUUUGGGAUUUGACCUGAAUAAUAGUAAAUUAAUUUCUGCAUUUCAAUUUCUGUGGUUGCAUUGUACAGCAAAAAUAAAUAUCUGCAGGGUGCGACUACCUAGUGUUAAGGAUUUGGCAAACCACUACCUUGUUUUACAUGAUUUGGAGGAAUUAAUACUUCAGGAAUACAUGUGUAUUUUGCAAUUGUUAAAUUUUUGCGAAAUUCAUCAUAUCAACAAAAUUCCACAAAAAAUGGAUAACCGCAGAAAAUACCUGUUAUUUGGUAUAUUCAAUUAAAGUUAAUUAAAAUUACACUGUACAGUAAAACACGCUCUUAGUGAAUAUGCUUAUAAUGAAUUGAUGCUUACAGCAAAGUAAAUUUCAUUCCCUGUGGCAUAAUUGUCCAUCCCUGGGACUUCGUUAUAAGCAUGUUUUACUGUAUUACAAAUGCUAUUCAGUACGUUAAGUUUUAAGUUCAAUGAUGUAAGCUGUCUUGUGGUAUAGUUAUGUCCAUAUGUGUCAUUAAAUGGUUUACACAUGCAUGUGUGUUGUGUAAGAAUUUAAUUUGAUAAAUAGAAACAAUCUUCUCUUUGUAAGACCAUUAGUAUAUAUCAGUGCAUGCUCUAGAUAUUUUGAUUAAAGACAAAGAAUACUUGU